This is a messenger RNA of Haplochromis burtoni (Burton's mouthbrooder), 3557 nucleotides long. RefSeq lists its product as uncharacterized. The record is from RefSeq and is a predicted model, not a curated record. Lineage: Eukaryota; Metazoa; Chordata; Actinopteri; Cichliformes; Cichlidae. The transcript is spliced from 5 exons. The coding region runs from base 113 to 1048 and encodes 311 amino acids.
GACUCAAAGCUGCUGAUAUCAUCUCAAACAGGAACAUAACUAAAUGAGCUGAAGUGAAGCCUGCUCAGAUUCAGAGAGGGAGCAGAGAGAAAAACACAUCCACACAGCACAGAUGCUCAGACGCUUCACUACAGUGUCAGGGAUGAUGAAGAUGAAACUGCUUCUUGUUGCCAUUCUGAUGAUUAUUCUACCAGCGAUGGAGGUCAUUGGUGUUGGACCAGCCCCACCUGGACAACCAGAUGCAUGGCUAACAACAACAGGACGUGCUGGACUAAAUCUAAAUGGGAAGAUGUUCACUCUGUCUUCUAAUAAUGGAGGAGUAACCUUCUAUCCCCCCAGUUAUCAUUUCCCCACUCCCUACCAAACCAGAAGACACAAAGACAGAGCUCUCAUGACCACCGCAGCUACAACCAGAGCCCCAACUGCAGUGAGUCCAACUACAGGUGUGUCUGUGUGUCUGCGUUACAUGACUGACUAUAUGUAUCAAACCUUCCCGCUCUUCACUGUCAGUCCAAAGAAAUCCACUCUAAAGCUGCAGGGUAGCGCUGACAUAUUCACGCUAUCAUAUCAGGAUCACAACAGCGUGGGCCUGGAACCCAUUGUGUAUUCAUGGCCGGACAUUAAACAGGACAUCUGGACCAGUGUCUGCCUCACUGUGGACACCAGUAAAGGUGUGGUCCAGCUGUUCAAUGGUGCGUACAUGAGCGUCAGGAAGGUGCUGCCAUCUCAGUAUGUGUGGGCAGGUGAGCCUGUCAUUGACUUCCCGGGUUUUGAUGGUCAGCUGACAGACGUCCACGUGUGGGAUUAUCCUCUGAACUAUAAAGAAGUUUUCUACUACAUCACUAAAGGCUACUAUGGGUCUUACAACGGCUCUGUCAUCUCCUGGUCCUACAUCAGCUAUUCUAACAGAGGAAGGGCAGUCAUGGAGGACUCCUAUGACAUGCAGGCAAAACAACCAAUCAGGGAAGCUGAGCAAGAGCGUGGCCUGAAGGAAGAGAAGCUGAGAUUUUUCAGCGUGGAGGAGGAAAAAAGACAACACUUGUUUUAAUGAUGACAGAGUAGGGAUGGAGUAGGGUAAUUAGUAGAAAAUAAUCCAGUCAUAAAAGACUUGACAGUGAUUAAUCGUGUUUUGAAAUUAAAUGUUUGAUUUGAUUUCAGUGUGUGGUUUUGUUUAUGAAGCAAGAUUGGAAACUAAUUUUACACUCUCUCACUUUGGACACGUCCAUGCUCCCUCAGGCUGUGCAUGACUUUGUGUUGUGCACGUAGCUGAAAACUGCCACAUCUGAUCCAAACAGCAACCUUGAUUGAUAAAAAAUGAAGGUAAAGUGCCAAAAAGUGCUUCUUUUCCACCCUUCCACACUCAGCUUUAUCACCAGUGUGAAUUUACACUGAUUAGUCAAGGUGCACUUCAGAUGUCUCUGCAUGUGGCUGUGAAUGCACCAGAAAAAAGAUUACCGUAAGUAAAAAUUUGAGACACAGAUUUGGACAAAAAAUUAAAAUCUGAAGCUAAUUAUUCAUUUUUUAUGUGUUGUGGUUGUUUUUGUGUGUUUAUUAUGGAAAACAACAAUACAGAGGUGGUGGAGAGAGAGUAAUGAAUGAUAUCUGUUAAGGUGCUAUAUUGUGCUUUAAAGGAGCAGUUCGGUGUUUUGUGAAAUGGCCUUGCUUGAUUCUGGAGGUGUCAGAUUUGUUGAAGACCUAAGUGCAGCACACAUUCAUGCUUAAUCCACAACUAAGAAUCAAACAGGGACUAGAGAGGGAAUCAAAACAGUGGAAAUAAGAAAAAGUGACAAUACUUUUUAAAUUAGCACAGAGUGUCACUUCAGCUCAAGUUCUAUUUUAUUUCUCUUCAUGAUUUUAUUCUCAGUUUCCUUUGAGAAUUUGUAAUCAUAUUUAUGCCCCUGAGUUUGUUUUUCCUGCACUCCUGUGAUUUCUGAGUCACGUCUGUAUUUCUGUAUUUCCCUGUGUUCAGUUACUUCCUGAUCUUUUAUGCUUUACAUUUAUUUUUUCAGUUUGUCUUGGUUCAGUUUUGCCUCGUCCCUCAUGAUUGUGUGUCCGCCUGCUCUGUGUUUCUGUCACGGUCCUGGGUCGGUGACCCUGUGUUAUUUUGUUAUCAUUAUUGCUCUAGGAUUUCUUCGCUGUAAAGGACUUCUUGUGUUCUGAUUUGAUGUUUGAUUUUCCUCAUUGUUAUCACAAUUAGUGUCUGGGUUUCUUUCUCUGUAUUUCUAGUGCUCUAGUUCUUUGUUCUGUGAUUUCUAGUUUUUAGGUUUGGUUCAUGUGUCCCUUUUGGUUCAGUGUCAGGUCUGGGUCUGUGUCAGUUGGCUGUUUCCUGUUUAGCUUUGAAAGUCUGUUUCAUGUCAGCGUUUCUAGUUUCGCUUCCCCUGUCUCGUGAGGUCAAUUCCUCAUUCCCUCUUGUUCCUGUGUAUUUACAGUGUGUGUAUUUCUCCGUGCUCCUCGUUAUUUCAGAGUCUGUUCCAAGUUUAAUAGCUUCCUAGUUUCCUGUUGUUUCUUUUUUUCCUCAGGCCUUAGUUUCUAGUUUCCAGUUUUUGGUUAUAUGUUCUUUCUCAUCGUGUUUGGAUGUUCAGCGGCAAUAACAGCUGCCUCUCAAAAUUUAACUCUUUUGUGGUCUGAGUCCUGCAUUUGAGUCCUAAACCUGCCUGCCACACAGCAGAACCGUGACAGUUUCCCUACUUUAUGUUAGGUGACUGACUAUAACGGCUGGACUCAGUAGCAGAAACACACACAGGCUCGGCGGUUGCAGUAAAUGCUGUUUUAUUUACAGUGAUAGGGGAUAUUUACAAGAGACGGGGUUAUUUACAGUGAUCGGAUAAAUGUGCAAGGACCGAGAGGGAAUGAAACAGAGCCGAUGCAUGCGGGAGGAUGGGUGGUGCACUGGAGUGAACUGAGGAUGAGGGACAAAACAGAGUUAGGGAACUGCGCCGCAAGCCAAGGGGUGAACAUAUGUAAACAGGGAGAGUUGGAGAGCUUACUUGAUACACAGUAAAUACAGAUGCGGGCGGUGAUCACAGGCAGAGGUGAGGUAAAUCUCCAAAAGAACAGGCAGGCGAGCAGGCGGCGGGACAGGCUAGUGCAGGGGGUCUGCAAUGGAUCUGCAAAACAUUUUACAACUUGUGGAAGUGACAAAACUCCGACAUCAGGCGUCCGUCGCACAGCUCUUUGAAUGCUCCCUCUGAUGGGGAGAGAGAAGGAAGACAGGAUGAAACACAUGCUGUGGACGAGAUCCAGAGAUUAAUAACAAGUGUGAUUCAGCAGAGAAGUCUAUUAACACAUGUUGAGUGAGAAAGGUGACCAAAAAGGAAAUACUCUCCAGCAGUUUACAGGAUUCAGGGUCACCUUAACCAGCCCUGACUAUAUGCUUUAGCAAAAAGGAAAGUUUUAAGCCUAAUCUUAAAAGUAGAGACAGUGUCUGUCUCCUGACUGGAAGCUGGUUCCACAGAAGAGGGGCCUGAAAACUGAAGGCUCUCCCUCCCAUUCUACUUCCCCCUGAAUUUUCUUCCGAACCCAGAUUUUGUGGAGCUAUGGUAAGUGUUGGUUGUUUU